This is a messenger RNA of Trachymyrmex cornetzi, 366 nucleotides long. RefSeq names its product cyclin-L1-like. The transcript has a single exon. The coding region runs from base 88 to 366 and encodes 92 amino acids. Lineage: Eukaryota; Metazoa; Arthropoda; Insecta; Hymenoptera; Formicidae. The record is from RefSeq and is a predicted model, not a curated record.
CGUCGCGUCGAGAAUCUUGUUUGAUCUUGCUACUGCUGUUUUUGCAGUUUGUCAAGAUUCUCUUUGAAUUAAUCGAGCAAUUUCGAGAUGAACGCGAAAGAAAACUCCACGGCAUCGAUGGCGAAAGGUACAAACGCAUCGAACGUGAAACUCUACGGCAAGAUCGUGUUGACGUUGCAAAAUUGUCUCCUGCCUGAGGAAAAAUUCAACUCUACCCCAUCGCAUCUGGAUGGACUGGAUGCGGAAACCGAAACGGACUUGCGGAUACUGGGAUGCGAACUUAUACAGACAGCCGGUAUCCUCCUAAAAUUACCGCAGGUGGGUUUUCACACGGCAAUAAUCGGAACCUAUCUCGAUUUUUCCUAA